Phytophthora nicotianae INRA-310 is the source of this 2472-nucleotide messenger RNA. RefSeq lists its product as hypothetical. Bases 1 to 2472 code for a protein of 823 amino acids. Lineage: Eukaryota; Oomycota; Peronosporomycetes; Peronosporales; Peronosporaceae. The transcript is spliced from 4 exons. The record is from RefSeq and is a predicted model, not a curated record.
AUGAUGCCUGGGGAUGACGCUCCCUCUCCAAGCCAGGAGAAUUCUACCGACGUUAAAGCAGCGUCUGCAACAGUAGAUCCAGUAGACCUGCUGGUUCACCAAACGGACGAAGUUGCGGGUUUGGACGAACACAAAAACCUCGAAGAUGCCUUCUCUUUACAACCCCAUAAACCCAAGUCCCCACGCCCAUCUGUGAGGAACUCUUUGUCGCCCAAAAGCUCAUGGACGGGAUCUUUGCAAGAAUUCGCACCGCAUGUCGUUAACAUUGUAGCUACUGAGGUAGCCACUUUUUACGAUGUCUUCGGUGUACUUGGAGUUCCCAUGAUCAUCAUGUUCAUCGUCUCAGCAGCCUGGACUUUCAUGAUGGCGGCCAUUCAAAUUCAUGCGGAUAGUAUCGCCAACGCUAUCAUGAACACCACCGAGUUCGAUAACGGAGAGUUCUGGUUACUCCCGAAACCUGAAAAAUCGAUUGUCGUGUCUUCGGUUGUACUGUUGACGAUUUUCGGUAUUGGUUACACUGCUCUUGCGGUCACGAUGACGUUUUUCUACCGUGCUGGUGCCCCGAAAGAAGAUUUGAAACUUGAUAGCAUUUCUGGAAAAGCUGCAACUGAAGUGGUGACGAAGCAAAUUAAACCGAAAGGAGGUCUCGUUCAGCGCAUUGUCGUGUGGAUUCACGAACUACCGGCGGAUAUUCGAGAGCAUUACUUCACUGCGGCGCUGGAUCUUCCUAAACUCGUUUUCCAGACGCUCACUCUAGCAACGUAUCUUCGAAAAGGCUUCCCAACUGCAAUCAUUUAUUAUUAUUCAGUCUUGUUGCUCUUCAAUUGGCUCGUAACUUGUUAUCGGAGCCAGCAUUAUGUGGCGGAUCCCGAUCUUAUCAUCGCUCGACUGUACUACACAUUUGAUUUAUUCUUUGCCGUGUUCGCUCCACUCGUGGUGCUAAUCUACUACGUCGACACAUUUGACUUUGAUCGUGCCGCAUUUCAAACGAAAAUGGAAACACUUGGUGUCGGAUCGUUCGAUACCGUUGCUCGCAUAUAUGGUGAUCCAUCACAAAUUUCGAGUUUCUGUAGUGCAUUUCAUUAUUUGCAGUUUUCGGUGGGCUCGACGCUUUUCUACAAGUCUGCGCUGAAUAUUUUGUCGCUGUACAAGUGGCGAAAGAUCGUAAUGACGUUGAUUCAUAACCACCACGAGCGACAGGCUGAGCGCAAGCGGAGGGCGUCGGUAAAACCAGUACAACGAGAAUCUCAAACGGGGAUUAUCAAAGCAUACCUCACGAAGAGGCUGUCGGACACGAUCUCAAAGCCAAAACUUGGACAACAUUUCAUUCCCAAACUUUUUCUUUCGCUGGUUUUCCUAAUUGCGGGGAUCUGUAUGUUCGUGUAUUCAAUUGGAGCGGUACAGUCGACGACAGCUUUGUGCAGCAAGUACGAUAAGUGUGUCCUCGCAAGUUACCAGUGGAAUUACGGAGAGAAAGAUUGCACUUGUCUGGUGUUUGCAGACCGCCAAAUCGCACCAACGACUUACGCUGAAUGGACGAAUCCUGUUGACACUACGAGCGACUUGGCAGAACUUGCUAUAGCAGGGGAGCUGCGAAUUGUGCAGAUUAUUAACCGUGCUGUUCCAGAACUACCUGAAGAGCUCAAGAACUGCGGUCAUUUAGAACAGUUGAUUCUAGCUUACACUAAAACAGAACACCUUCCAGAAUGGGUAUCGGAAUUCUCCCGCCUAGAAUAUUUACACAUCGAGGGAGAUUAUACAAGUAGAAGGCUUCAUACUGUGGCGGAUGGAAUCUUUGACACCAUGUCACACCUCGCAUUCCUCCACAUCGGCGUUCAUCCUGAUCUGGAACAAGUGCCGUCGCUUUCAAAGCUGAAAAACUUGCGAUAUUUGGCAUUAGCAGUCAUGGAUUCCCUCAAGGAACUCCCAAGUUUCGUCGGUCUUUCGGACGUGACCGACAUGCACAUUGCUUAUCUUCCUCGUGUUGCGACGCUGCCGUCGCUUCAACCUCUCAAGAGUAUGCAGCAUUUUAUUCUGUCCUCACGAACUGCCAUUUGUUGCAAUGGGUUUUUGACAGGGACGUGUAACAUGACGGAGGGUCAAUGUUUACCGAUCGCUGGCGAGAAAUACCCUUUAACAUGCACGGAUGAGCGCAUUUCAGCAGAAGAUAAUGCUACUCUUGCAACGUUUGGAGGUGUUGUCUGUCCCCCCUCUGAUGCCCCAUUUAGCCAUGAAAAGGCCGCUCCAACCAAGUAUUCGACAGACGAGUUGUGCAAUGGUGUCAAGUAUAGGAAUUGCAAGCUUAAUGGAGUAGAAGGCAUGUGCUACAACACUCGAAUGAUGGUCAUCAACUGUUCUACGUCAUCGGGGUACAUUGCGAUGCGUAAGCUGCAGAUUCAACGGGGUGUGGGAGAACCAUGUGACCCAGUAGAGGAGGCUUGGCUCGGGUGUACGAACUCAUCCUCUACUUGA